Triplophysa dalaica is the source of this 1858-nucleotide messenger RNA. RefSeq lists its product as uncharacterized. The transcript has 3 exons. Lineage: Eukaryota; Metazoa; Chordata; Actinopteri; Cypriniformes; Nemacheilidae. The coding region runs from base 1 to 1395 and encodes 464 amino acids. The record is from RefSeq and is a predicted model, not a curated record.
AUGGGGUUUAAACAGUUUAGGUACAUCCGACGUGUGGGCGGAUCGUCGCGGUAUUGCUGUGUCCCGUUGUGUAGAGCUUCCCAAAGGUUCAACUCUGUGCUGAGUUUUCACGCUUUCCCCACGAACAAGGAAACACGCACGAAGUGGCUUCGCAACAUCAGACGUGUGAUUACAAACAUCACCCCGGAGUUUAGAGUCUGUGGUCGGCAUUUUGACAGCGAUGAUUUUACGAAGUCAUUUACAACAGCCGGACGUCGCAUAAUAAGGAAGGGGGCUGUGCCCACUCUGUUCCAGUGGAACAACUACUCGGGGGGUGACGUCCCCACUUCAGUGGAUAAUGAUUCUGGGCAUAUGACCCUGCAGCAGCUGGAGCAUAACUACUGUAUAGUUUUCAAACCCGUGCCAACUGAUAUAGGUCUAAAACAGACGGAAGGUCCAUGUAAAGUGGAAGAGUUGCCUGUCAAUGAAUGUUUAUGUUUGGGCAGGUUUGCAGCAUCUGAUGAUGACAUUAGGCAUUACACUAGAUUCUUGUCUUACAAACAUUUGAUGGCCUUUUGGAGACUUAUCGAACCUGAAACCAACAAGAUUCGUGUGGCCAGAGUGUUGCCCAGUGUAGUCAGAGGACCAAGCAAUGAAACGAGUCGUUCGUUGCAGCGCAUCGAUGAGUUCUUCCUCUUCAUGGUCUACCUUUCAGUAGGACUUUCGCUGAGCGAUCUGGCUGACAGAUUUAACAUCCAUCAGUACAUGGUGAUCAAAAUUAUAAGAGCCUGGGCCAGUUUUCUGCAUAGCAUUCUUAGUUCUGUGCACAUCUGGAUGUCUGAAGAGGCGGUUAAAGCUCACCUACCCAAAGAGUUUCAAGACUACCUAGACACGCAAGUGGUCAUUGACUGCGCAGAGCUGCGUUGUGAAGUGCCAUCUGGUCUCCCGCUUAAAAGUGAAGAGUGCUCCUCAUACAAGACCUAUUGCACCUUCAAGGGCUUAAUCGGGAUGGCACCACAUGGUGCAGUCACUUAUGUGUCGUCCCUAUAUGCAGGAUCUAUCAGCGAUAAGGAGCUUUUGAAGCGGUCCGGACUUUUCUCUCUGCUGAAACCUGGAAUGGCCAUUAUGGUGGAUGAAGGCUUUCCUGUGGAUGAGAGUGUGCCCUGCAAAGUCUACAGACCGUUCUGCUUUUUAAAGAAGGAUAAGAUGUCAGGUGAUGAGGGGAGGGACUCAGAAUCCGUCUCUUCUCUUAGGGUCCAUGUGGAGAGUCUCAUCCAUAGGGUGAAACAGCACAAGCUUUUUGACACUGUUAUCUCUUCUUCUAUCACGGGGAACAUCAACCAGCUGUACACGGUUGCGUGCCUUCUUGUAAAUUACCAGAAUGGCCCUUUGGUUAAAGUAGAGGCUAAGGAUUAAGAUGGAUUCAUUGGUAAAAAUUGUAAAUAUAAAUACCUUUGAUACUUCUUGAUGUAAACAAACCUCUUUGAACUGUGAGAAUGUUACUCGCGGCUUACAGGAUGCCUAAAGAGUUGCAUAUUGCACACGCAUUAUUUGCAGAAAUCUACACACCUCACACUAGAAGUUGUUGAAUAUGUUGCACUACUCAUUGCAUUGCACUCUUCUACUGCAUCGCUGAUGGUUUAUAUACUGUUUAUAACUUUUCCUUUGUAUAUACUGUUAAAUAUGUGUAUUUACUGUAGAUAUGUAAAUGGUCUAUAAGCUGUGUUAGCCUGUUAACCUGCAAUGUGGUGCCACUGUAGCACUAAACAUUUAUCACUGAAUCUUAUUCGUUACCUGAGAUGAGAAACAAAUGAAUUUUGUUGAUUUAAGGUUUUCUGUAAAACAUUUUUUCAAUUUUAUAAAAUGUAUACAUUAUGAA